UGGUGAAGGGUUCAGUGUGCUGGUGAGAUCUGUGACGGGUACACGCGCGCUCCUCGCCUCUCCUGGCGCGUUAGUCUGUAUCAUGCUGUUAGGUGGUGAUGUAUAUGGUCAUCACUGUCCCCUCAAACUAGCAGAGGGACACACGGUGUUCUAGUCGGAAAACGUUGGUCUGAUAUUGCGGCGCCACUCAGGACAGUGGUGGGAUUGUGGCGCCACUCAGGACAGUGGUGGGAUUGUGGCGCCACUCAGGACAGUGGUGGGAUUGUGGCGCCACUCAGGACAGUGGUGGGAUUGAGUGGAAGGUUCAGAAAAUGAAGACCUGAGUGUGUCUUGGGAGUGUGUGGGGGCGCGGUAAGGGCACGUCCGCCCGCCUGCCUGGAGGUGUUGUUGCCCACUGAUUCUGCCUCCGGGGCAGAACUUCACAUGAAUACCUUCCCUACAUCCACCCCACUCCAACCUGAGGAACACCCCCGACGCCACGCAACCAUUCCACCUUCGCCAAGAGCCCCCACCACCACCCAAACCUGCACACAUUCAGCCUGAGCCCCGAGGGAGAGGAAGUGUGUGAGUGUGGGGGUGGUGGGUGAGGUGGGCAGGACGCUGGAGAUGGUGGGGCCCGCUCACGAGUGCAGGAGUUGUGUGCGUGGCCCCCAUGAAGAAUGUGUGCUGCUGCUGGGCCCCCCAGAACAAGGAGCAGCUGAGUGACAGCGGGGGCCCGGCGGAUGGCGGCGGUGGCAGCAGCGGUGUCAGUAGUGGUAGCGGGGACGUUGUGGGCAGUGGCGGCGGCGGCGGUCUCACCCGCAGCGGCUCUACACGUGGCAGUCUACGUAAGGUUCUGCCCUCUGUACCAGACAUGGAUCAGCAGUUAUCCAUGGCAACCAAGAUGAUUGACCGACGAACUUCCACCCCAAAGGGCAACCACUCGUAUAGUCCCUACUUCUUAGAAUAUACCCUUCUUGCAGAGUACAAUCUCUUGCAGAAGCAGAGAGUAUCAGGUGUCUAUGUUGUGCCAUCAGGCAAAUCACCUCUUGUGUGGUUUGGAGUAAUCUUUAUUCGUCAGGGGAUCUAUCAAGAGGGUAUCUUCCGCUUCAAUCUUCACAUACCAGAAAAUUACCCAGAUGGUGAUGUACCAACAGUUAUAUUCGAAACUCCAGUCUUCCAUCCCCUGAUUGAUCCUGAUACACGGGAAUUAGAUAUUAAGCGUGGCUUUGCCAAUAAAUGGCGAAGAAAUGUAAAUCAUUUGUGGCAUGUGUUGCUGUAUGUACGACGAUGUUUCUACAAAAUUGAGACAAGUCACCCUCUUAACCCAGAAGCAGCUGUAUUAUUUGAUAGUGACAAUGAAAUGUUCCUUCUGCGUGUGCGGGAAUGUGUCGACAAAAGCAAGGUCUUGAUAUAUGAACCACCACCAGCUAGUGAUCCACAUGCCUUGGUGUUCUCUCCAUACCAACCAGCCCUCCAUGAUACAGUCCGGGAAGAACUGAAAAAGGAAAGGAAUGACCCAGAAAGCACAUUGAAGGAGGACAGCAGCAACAAUGGCAUGUCAUGGGUGAAACCAGGUACUCUUCAAAUAUUCUCUCAAUCUGCUUCUUGACAACCACCUUAAUAUGGAAAUAUAGAAUUGUUGCCAUUUAUUUCCCAAUACAGACAUUUUCUCAUGUUGGUCACAAUAUCACAAUAUUGACUAAUUAGUGCUGUUUGUCCAAAUAAUUUGUUUAUCUAGGGAGAUUCCUGGUAUUGACCUGAUUGUUGGAUACUUUGCAGCAAGUUUAUCCAGACUAACAUCUGUUUUUAAGUUAUUUGUUUGUGACUGGCAGACAUUUUUCUGAAAGUUUGGGUUAUGGGUGUUGUGUAUAUCCUGCCAUUACCUUGAUGCAGCCCAUGUCGGCUCAGUUUUUUACUGACGUAAAUGAUUAAUCAAAUUUGUCGUUUAAUUAGUGCUCUUAGCUUAUGUGAUCUUUGUGAACAUAGGAAAUAUAUUUGUAUUAAAUUACUAAUGAGGUUAAAUAUAAAUAAGGUACAGUAUUUCACUACAGGUAAUAUUGUAUUAUUAUGAAGGCAAUGUUGUACUUAUUUAGAUGAUUUCUGGGAUAACCAAUUUAUUGCAAAGGAUACUGUGGGGAAUUAUUUAUUUUUACACAAUACCAGAUUACAAUAAGACACAUUCUUGCUAACUGUAUGUGACAAAUAAGGAUUGUACAGAUCUUUGUUUCUUGUAUUGGUUGGUAGUUUUAUGGUUCUUAAUACAGUAGUUGGUAUUAUUCACUCUCGAUGCAUAAUUAGGCUUCACUUGAACUUGAAGAUUAAUCGAGACUAAUUCAAUAGUCAUUUCUCUAUACAUAUGAUUUGUCAUGUUUACCAAACAAAUUUGUAAUUUUAAAAGCUGUUGUUUGUUUUGCUAGAACUGUCUUGAUGUAAGCUGAACACACAAUAAUUUUGACAUAUAGAAAAGUCUGCUUAAUUACUGUAAUUUAAACUUUGUUGCAAGUGUGUCCUUUUUUUUUCCUUUUUCUGUAUAUUGUUAUAAAUUAUUGCAGUAAUGUGUCUGGAGUUAACAAUGUCUGUGUUAACCUUCGUUUACAAUACUUAGUUCUGGAUAUUGUCACAAGUCAAGUUUCGUCUGGGUUGCUUUUGUUUUCCCAACAGUCACGCUAGUGGUGUACAUGUGUGGCACGGUAACUAGCGCUAGUGGUGUACAUGUGUGGCACGGUAACCAGCGCUAGAGGUGUACAUGCGUGGCACGGUAACUAGCGCUAGAGGUGUACAUGUGUGGCACGGUAACCAGCGCUAGAGGUGUACAUGUGUGGCACGGUAACCAGCGCUAGAGGUGUACAUGUGUGGCACGGUAACCAGCGCUAGAGGUGUACAUGUGUGGCACGGUAACCAGCGCUAGAGGUGUACAUGUGUGGCACGGUAACCAGCGCUAGAGGUGUACAUGUGUGGCACGGUAACUAGCUAGUGGUGCAACCUGUCCUCUUAAAAAGAACGUCGCUUUUGGCCAUUUGCCCGCAUGGCCGAAAGUGGACGUAAUUUGAAAAUGAAAAUAAAUUUGGGAUUUUUUUUUUUUCACCAACAGUAAGUUAAGGGUCCUCUGAUAGGUUAGGUGGACAGGAAAUUCUCAGUUUCAAAACGUCAUGAAAAACAUUAAUUGAAAGUUUCCUCUUCUAACCUUACCAAGUAGGCUGGACGACUCAAACAAAACGGGACAGUACGUCACUUUUGUGAAUCGAUUUCGUUUAAAAUUACGUCCAAAUUUGGCCCUAGCACGCAUACAAGCCAAAAGUGACGUUAUUUUUAAGAGGAUGGGUUGAGUGGUGUACAUAUGUGGCACGGUAACUAGUUAAGUGUGCAUGUGGUACACUAAUCAUAAUAGUAAAUUUAUUAUUGCUGUGAAAUAUGAUGAAAUGUUGUUUAACACUGCAGUAGUGUAGAAUACAGUAUGUGGAAAUGGUCAGCAUUUAAUAUGAAGCCUAAUGUUGUUAUGGGAGUGAUGGAUGUUAAGAGCUGCAGUUUGAUCUUAAGAAUGUUUCUUAAUCGGUAAUUUUCACGUUUAACAAUUGACAAUGCAUAACUACCGAAAAUCACUUAUAUUUAUCAGGGUAUAUUAUGCAUCAUGUAAAUAGAAAUGAUGAAUCCCUCCAGUUUUUAAAUUAUUAAAUAUAAAGAUGUAAUUGUGUCAUUAACACUUUCCUAUAUGAGUUUUAUGGUCACGUUUAGGUUCCAUGAAUACUAGUCUUCAUAAUUCACCAUGUAAUUAAUUGUUAUAGUUAAUUUUCUACAAUGCUAGUAGCAAGAAAUAAUUUUAUAUAUUUGAAUAACAUAAUAUAUGCCUAUGCAGGUUUAAUGCCUCAUGUGAUGCAUUGUCGAGAGAACUGGCGACUGGCAAUCACUGUUACAUUGUAUAAUAUGUAAAUAAAACUAUCAAUAAAAUA
This is a messenger RNA of Procambarus clarkii (red swamp crayfish), 3929 nucleotides long. Its product is annotated as AKT-interacting protein. The record is from RefSeq and is a predicted model, not a curated record. NCBI's taxonomy places the organism in Eukaryota, Metazoa, Arthropoda, Malacostraca, Decapoda, Cambaridae.